AUGUCGCAGAAGCGGAAAAAAGUCGUCGUGAGUGUAGAAAAGAAGUUGGAAGCAAUUAGAAGAUUGGAUAGAGGAGAAAUAAUUCGCAAUGUCGCGGCCGAUUAUGGUGUUGGAGAGACCACCGUAGGCGAUUGGCGUCGAAAUCGAUCUAAUUUAGAGCAAUUCGCGAUAAAAUCCGGCGGUGCGAUGACAAGUCGUAAAACGAUGAAACCGGCAGAGUAUGAUAAAGUUGACAAAGCUUUAUUUCUAUGGUUCACUCAAAUGAGAGAAAAGGGACUGGCAGUAUCAGGCCCCAUUCUACAGGCAAAGGCCAUGAUGCUUGCAAAACAGUUUCCCGAUGAAAGCACUUUUACAGCAAGUUGCGGAUGGCUCGACAGGUGGAAGAAAAAACACGCUAUUCGUCAGUUAAGCAUCUGUGGCGAAAAAAUGUCAGUUGAUGAAGGUGGAUUGACUGAGUUUAAAGAAGAAUUCAAUAAGCUUGUAGCGGAAGAAGGAUACUUGUGA
Messenger RNA from Vollenhovia emeryi, 504 nucleotides. RefSeq names its product jerky protein homolog-like. NCBI's taxonomy places the organism in Eukaryota, Metazoa, Arthropoda, Insecta, Hymenoptera, Formicidae. Gene Ontology annotation, cellular component: nucleus. Bases 1 to 504 code for a protein of 167 amino acids. Gene Ontology annotation, molecular function: DNA binding. The transcript has 2 exons. The record is from RefSeq and is a predicted model, not a curated record.